Messenger RNA from Pezoporus occidentalis (night parrot), 1198 nucleotides. It is a transcript of the gene SNX24, whose product is annotated as sorting nexin 24. Gene Ontology annotation, molecular function: phosphatidylinositol phosphate binding. The coding region runs from base 293 to 724 and encodes 143 amino acids. The transcript has 8 exons. The record is from RefSeq and is a predicted model, not a curated record. Lineage: Eukaryota; Metazoa; Chordata; Aves; Psittaciformes; Psittacidae.
UGUGGCGGACCCGCUCGCCUGGAGCUGUCGGCCCUGACGGGGAGCCGGUGACCCUGGCCCGGCCCGGCCGCCAUGGAGGUGUACAUCCCCUCCUUCCGUUACGAGGAGAGUGAGCUGGAGCGGGGAUACACGCAACCAUAACUAGUGGUCAGAAGUAAGAAGCAGAAUGCAGGCCAGCCUGCUGGUGACCACUUGGAAGCCCUGAGGUUCUGCCUCUGGGUUCCAGCUACUCCUGAGCAACUGCGAUGAGGACGUCUUCUAUAAGUUCCUGGUCUUUAAAAUAGAGGUCCUUAUGAGCGGAAGGAAACAUUUUGUGGAGAAGAGGUAUAGUGAAUUCCAUGCACUUCAUAAAAAGCUCAAAAAAUUCAUGAGAACUCCAGAGAUGCCUUCAAAGCAUGUGAGAAACUGGGUCCCCAAAGUCCUGGAGCAGCGACGGCAAGGCUUGGAGUUAUACUUGCAGACAGUUGUUUUAGAAAAUGAAGAGCUCCCUAAAAUAUUUCUUGAUUUCCUGAAUGUUCGCCAUGUACCUAGCUUGCCAAAAGCAGAAAGCUGUGGCUCUUUUGAUGAAACAGAAUCUGAAGAAUCAAGCAAACUGUCCCACCAGCCUGUGCUGCUGUUCCUGAGGGAUCCAUAUGUCUUGCCUAAAGCCAAUGAUGACUUUCCAAACAUAGUUAUAGAAGGCAUUCUACAUGGAAUAUUUUAUCCUCAUUUACUGCCCAGGUAGAAGUAAUGUGUGGCUAGAAGAAGCUGAAGCAAGUCUCCGAGUCAUGUGUAAUGGAAUUAACAGGAAUAAGUAUCUGAGACGUGAAUAUUAUGCUCAGAAGGGAAAGGCACAACCUCAGGUUAGGUUCAAGCAUUCUAUCUUUUUAAAUAAAAUCAGUGUCACUACAAUUGCUGCUUUAAAAAAGAUAUGGAAGCAACAGUAUUGAAAUUAUUUAUACCUUCAUAUGUUGACAUGCUCUAACUAUUUAACACUAAAACCUGAAAGUCUUACACUGAAUUACACUAACCUUUGAAAAGAACUGUAAGCUUUACUAAUUAUUACUGUAAUUUCUAUCCUAAAUUACACUAAGCAUUUUUACAACAGGAUUUUUCCCAGCAUAUUACCCAUUGCUGCCACUGGAUAGAUUAAAAGUGCUGGCACUUAAGAGACUGUGUGAGAAAUUGCACCAAAAAAAAAAAAAAAUAGAGACAGAAA